UUUUAAUUCUCCCAUCCCCGUUGAUCUCGCACAGAAAAGCUUUCUUCUACUCCUGUGUCUGGUAGAGAACUGUUGAAGAGUAAAAGAAGAAAACGAAGAAGAGAAAGAGAAAGAAGAGAGAGAAGGGGAAGAAGAACAGCGUCAAAAGUCAGAGAAUCAGUGUGUGUGUGUGUGUGUGUGUAUAUGUGUGCGUGUAAGGUCUUGUUACCCUUACGAAAUAUCCCGGCCGACAGAUUCUCACACAAGUCGGAUAUUUUUCAGUAAAAAAAUAAAAAUAAAAAAAAAAACCUUCCGUUCUCUUUGACUGGACACGAUAAGCGUCGCUUUGCCAUUUUGGAUUUUUUUGUGUGUUGUUGAUCCGUUUUUCCAGCUGCUUUACCUCUCGGUUCGGCGUCGUCCGUUCUGUGUGUGUGUGUGUGGCCCCAAUUUCUGGAUAAUCCUCCAUUUUUUAAUUACGGAUAACUCGAUUGACAUAACGAACGAGAUGGCUUUGGGUAUAGGGGACCAGUUUUGUUUGAGAUGGAACAAUUACCACUGCAAUAUGACGUCAGUGAUAAACCAGCUACUGGCUGAAGAGGCCUUUGUCGAUGUCACUUUGGCCUGUGAUGGUGCCAGAAUCAAAGCUCACAGAGUUGUUCUGUCAGCCUGUUCCCCCUAUUUUCAGCGUGUGCUGUUGGACAAUCCUUGCAAACACCCUGUGCUGAUUCUUCCUGUGGGUGUGGGCCAUGCUGAUUUGAGAGCCAUUGUUGAAUUCAUCUAUAGAGGUGAAACCUACGUAACCAGGGACCAGCUCUCUUCAAUAGUUCGAGUGGCAGAACUUUUGAAAAUCAAAGGGUUAUGUGAAGUGUCACAGCAACAGAAUGAAACUCAAACAGUGGGUUCUGUGAUGUCACACACACUGCCACUCCCACCUGUGGCAGAUCACCAGUCUGGCCCAGGCCCGGGAAACAAUGGCAACUAUACUAAUGUGGUCAACGAUUCCUCAAUGACUACUGUGGCAGCUUCCCUAGGAGUACCCAACAACACAGUUGUCUCAAUGGCAACAAUGACCCAGCCCAUCAAUCAGUUAAUUUCGCCGGGACAGAACAGUGGUCAGGGCCAGAGGCCUUCGUACUCGCCGUCCUACAGGGGUAGGCCUAGAGGAAGGAGACCUUCCGGUUCUUCUGGUUCCGGUCGUGGAGGAUGGACUGGAAAUAGUGGAGAGAAAAGGAAUGCAACAGCUGCCGGGCUUAACUCGGGUGGUGGCGUACGACGUCCAACUCGAGGAACCUAUCGAGGCUCCUGGCCCAGUCGAUCGCCUUCCAAAACGUCACCCACAGGUUCCAAUCAGAGUACUGUACAGGGCAGCAGUAGCCAAGAUUCGGUCGAUUUAGUCCAAGACAACGACUCGAUGAUGGUGCAAACGCCACAAUCACUACAGGGUAAUCCGGGCGGAGGAGGAGGGGGAGGUGGGGGCGAUGUGGGCGGCUAUCACGCCAAUCCUUCAGCAUCGAAUACCCCCGUACAUUCUGCACCCUCAUCACUUGAUUCACAACCGCAAACGACAAAUCUCUACGACACGAGAGGUUACAACAGUCCAGUGGCACUUGACCAUUUGCCCAGUCCAUGGCAGCAUCACCUGAGUCAACAUGCAUCUCACGCUCACAACUUCAGUCCGGGGAACGCCGGCGGCAAUUCAUCGGGUCAACAACAGCAGCAACAACAACAACAACAGGACCGUUCGUUUAAAACGGAGCCUGGUGGAGGCCACGGCGGAGGGGAAUUUCCUCACGCAUCCGCCGUUCGGAGUGAAGCGUCGGUCAAUGACUCUGAUAGGAACGGCCAUGACGAUGGAGGAGGGUUGACGGUGACGCCGGAAAUUUUGGGCUUAAUUCCGUCGCACAUUACCAUGCACGGCCAUCACCCACAUUCGCAUCAGCAGCAACACCAGGGACACCAUUCAGGUGGCAGCGGUCAGAACACGACCGACGGGCCCAUCGGCAAUAACAAUGGAGACGCUGCGAGUGUUGCUGGCGGUGGUAGCGACGGCGGAGCGUCGAUGAAUGCGGUCAACGAUGCUCCGACUAAGAAAAUGUACACACCGGAAGCCAUGGAAGCAGCCCUGGACGCUUUACGUAACGGCAGUAUGAGUUUGACGCGGGCGGCCGCCGCCUUUGGGAUUCCAUCCACAACACUAUGGCAACGAGCCCACCGGCUCGGCAUUGACACACCCAUGAAGAAAGAUCCUUCCAGCAGACAUUGGUCCGAAGAUGAUCUCCGGCUAGCGCUGGAUGCACUCAGAGCUGGCAGAAUAUCAGCCAAUAGAGCUUCCAAGGAGUACGGAAUUCCUAGCUCUACCCUGUACAAAAUAGCCCGAAAGGAGGGAAUUAAAUUAGCAGCUCCAUUUAAUGCCUCGCCGACGACUUGGAGUCCUGAUGACUUGGGUCGAGCACUUGAAGCAAUUCGAGGUGGCAUGUCCGUCCAAAGAGCAGCUACACAAUUUGGCAUUCCGUCCGGGACGCUUUACGGCCGUUGUAAGCGGGAAGGCAUCGAACUAGUUCAUAAGCAAAGUUAUAGCGGGGAUCGACCGUGGUCCGACACGAACAUGACGGACGCUAUGGAAGCGGUGCGGCAGGGGGAAAUGUCCAUUAAUCAGGCAGCCAUCCACUUUAAUGUCCCUUAUUCGUCACUGUACAAUCGCAUCAAGAGGAUAAAAGCGGCAGAAGAGGCCGGCGAAAGUUACGAAGCAGCUCUGGCCGAAAGUGGGCCGCCUCCUGACGAUGGUGAUGUGUACGACGACGAUUUGGACGAGGACGAUCCUAUGAUGAUUGCGGCCGGCAGUGGCGGAGGAGCCAGUGGUGGAGUGACUCCUUCGCCGACAUCACAGGGUCACGCUCCUCAGCACCAGCAGCAACAGGGAAUGGGUGGCGAGCCGUCGCCUUCUCCGUCGUCCUACAACCCGGGCGGUCAUGUUUCUCAUACACCUUACCUGACGAGCCACGUACCUGGUCACGUGACGAUGACUUUGCCCGUCAUGUCGACCGGGCCCGUCCCGCUCACAAUGGACUAUCAAGCCUACGCCCACAGCCAGUCUCACGCCACUAACUCGUCGAGCCAAUCGUCCGGUGCUGUCACCUAUCCGCAGUAAAUUGAAAUUCGAGUCUCCCGAUCAGGGCGGGGUCACCAACAAUUUCUUUUUUUUUAUUUUUUACGUUUCUCUACCCCCCACCUACACACACUAUAUUUUUUUAAUACCAGGUGAAUGGUUCCAAACAAAUGUUGUGCAUGUGUUGCAUCUACGUAUAUCAUUUCCGCUCCUUUUUCCCUUUUUUUAAAAAAACAACCACACACACGACACAUUCGCUUCCGAAAUUUAAGAAAAAUUUAUUAUUUUUGGAGGGUUACACUGGAACUUGUGUCGAUCGAGUUUAUAUAUAAUAUAAUAUAUAAAUAAUCGAGAUGUGAGUAUGGGUUCAAUCACGUCUUGGUCGAUUUUUCGCCUCUAAUCGAUUGAUUUAAAAAAGAAAAAACGAAAACAAAAUUAUUUUUUUUCCACCAUUUUGGACGAGAAAAAAAGCAAUUAUUUGUUUUCCGUUUUAUUUUAUCGGAAUUUAUUCACCUUUUUUUUACCGCCAUGCGGAAAAAUGGAUUUACUUUAGUUUUCUUUUCAAUUGGAUCUGAAGAAAAAAAAAGAGAAAAAUAUUUGAAGAGUCGAGAAAAAACUUGUUUUGAGUGUGUGUGUGUGUGUGUGUGAGUUUGUACAUGUGUGUGCGUGUUUGAUGAAUCUCCUAUAAAAGAAAAUAAGAAAGCAAUCAUUUCUACUCCCGGACCCAGUUCCCACCCCAAUCCCCUCCACAUUUUAAUUUCAAUAUUCAAAACACACACACACCUUAUCCUCCUUUCUCUUUCCCGUGAACAAAAUAAAAAUAAAAAACACAAAAAAAAUUAUGUUUCCGUACAAGAAAAGGAUGAAAUUUAAUAACGCGCGCGAUUGAUUGAUUAUAGUGAAAAUACACACAACUAUUUUUCUGUUGAAAAUGUA
Molecule: messenger RNA, 4021 nt
Organism: Daphnia pulicaria
Lineage: Eukaryota; Metazoa; Arthropoda; Branchiopoda; Diplostraca; Daphniidae
Gene: psq
Product: protein bric-a-brac 2-like
Exons: 10
Coding region: 485-3127 (880 amino acids)
Biological process (GO): regulation of transcription by RNA polymerase II
Cellular component (GO): nucleus
Molecular function (GO): DNA binding; protein binding
Source: RefSeq, a predicted model, not a curated record